This is a messenger RNA of Solea solea (common sole), 2957 nucleotides long. It is a transcript of the gene tmem184a, whose product is annotated as transmembrane protein 184a. Gene Ontology annotation, molecular function: transporter activity. The record is from RefSeq and is a predicted model, not a curated record. Gene Ontology annotation, biological process: transport. The transcript is spliced from 9 exons. Gene Ontology annotation, cellular component: early endosome membrane. The coding region runs from base 457 to 1698 and encodes 413 amino acids. NCBI's taxonomy places the organism in Eukaryota, Metazoa, Chordata, Actinopteri, Pleuronectiformes, Soleidae.
UCCCUUCACCUGUGCCCAACCUGUUUAUCUUGCUCAUCUGACUAACUGGCUGAGGAUAAAUCCGCAUCGUUUGCUCGGAGGGUUUUUGACUUUUACCCGCUUUCAGAGGCCAAACGCCACUUUUUCUCAACCGCGUCUGCCUUUUAAAGGUUUUUACUCAAGUGUUUCUUUUUAAUUCGCCGUCUGACUGUGGACUUAGCCCUCGCUGAUCGAGGCACCUGCCUCUCAAACAAGGAAGUCCAGUCGACCUGGACCCGACGUUGAUGAAGUCGACGGGCCGUUUGCAAAUGGCAGCUGUUGCCCUCGUUUGGUUCUCGUGAAAGGUGUUUUAUCCUCGACGGUUGUUCACCUGUAACGUGACAAACCUGGACUGUUUUGUUGUUAAUAUUAUUUUAACGCGAUAAAUCAGUGUCUGGUCUCCUUCCGGGGACGAGGUGAGUGUUGACUGUAAACAAGAUGAACGCAUCUGUGGACGGACUUGAUCCAUUGACGGAAAACGACACUGUUCACCUGCCUUUGCCCCUUCUCCCUGAGAAGUCUGGCGUGUCCAAUAUGACCAUCAUUAUGACCAGCAACGGGACAAUCGUAGGGCACCAGAUGUUCCUCAACACAGUGGUUGCUCAGGCCCUCUCAGGGAUCUUUGUCUGGUCUGCCUUGCUCAUAACAUUUCACCAGAUCUAUACACACCUGCGGUCCUACACUGUCCCCAAUGAGCAGCGCUAUAUCAUCCGCAUCCUGCUAAUUGUGCCAGUCUACUCCUUUGAUUCUUGGCUCAGCCUGCUCUUCAUCAGCAACGACCAGUACUACGUCUACUUUGAUUCCGUCCGAGACUGCUAUGAAGCAUUUGUCAUUUACAAUUUCCUGAGCCUGUCCUUCGAGUAUCUGGGAGGAGAGAGUGGAAUCAUGUCCGAGAUUCGAGGGAAGCCUAUAGAGUCAAGUUGUCUCUAUGGUACCUGCUGCCUCGGUGGUAUGAGCUACUCCAUUGGCUUUUUAAGAUUCUGCAAACAGGCAACUCUCCAGUUCUGCGUUGUCAAACCCAUCAUGGCAGUCAUCACCAUCAUCCUGCAGGCCUUUGGCAAAUAUCAUGACGGGGAUUUUAAUGUGAAUGAAGGAUACCUGUACAUCACAAUCAUCUACAACUUCUCAGUCAGCCUGGCCCUCUACGCACUCUUCCUCUUCUUCUUCGCCACGAGCGACCUGCUCAGGCCGUACGAGCCGGUGCUGAAGUUCCUCACGAUUAAAUCGGUCAUCUUCUUAUCCUUCUGGCAAGGAAUGGUGCUCGCCAUCUUGGAGCGCUGCGACGUCAUCCCCUACGCGCUCUCCAUCAACGGACAGGAGGUGGGCGCCGGGACCGUGGCCGCGGGCUGGCAGAACUUCAUCAUCUGCAUCGAGAUGUUCUUCGCCGCCAUCGCCCUGCGAUACGCCUUCACCUGCACCGUCUACCAGGAGAAAAAGAACGAAGUGCCAGACAACAUCCCCCCGAUGCAGAGCAUCUCCAGUGGCCUUAAGGAGACCAUCAACCCCGGCGACAUGGUGCAGGACGCCAUCCACAACUUCUCCCCCGCCUACCAGCAGUACACCCAGCAGUCCACGCAGGAGGUGGUCCCGCCCAGCACCAACGGGAAGGUGGUCACAGGCAACAUGCCCUCCCGCAAGUCUGACAAAAUCAUGCUGAUUACCUCUGAUGAUGAAUUCUAGGCAUUUCCCCAGCACGCUCCAGGUGUUUGUGUCCCUGAAAAACAACCCCCCCCCCCCCAUCUCUGACCCCCCCUGCUGGAAACAGCUGUAUCGCACACUGCACAGAGCUGGAUGGAAUCCAGAUGUUGAUAAUCAUUUUCCCAGUAUUUAAAAAAAAUAUAUAAAAAAAGGACUGCUUAAUUCUCAUAUCUUGUUGCGGGGGGGAAUGAUUUCAGCAUUGAGAGGAGCAUAAAAUUGAUAAGAAGUUUUUUUUCGAAUUAUCUCAAUGACACAAGAACAUGUUGGCAGCAGUAAAAAGGGAAAACAGUGUCACCUAAAGUUUAUCAGUGAAGUCUGGAGUGAUGCGUUUGUCCUUAAGUCGAGCUCCGCGCGGUGUCGAGCCAGUGCCUGUGAUCUGGAUCCUGUUUGUGUGAUUACAUCAGAGCUGGCCUCUAGCCGCGCGAGGCACGUUCCCUUUCUGAUGCGUGUCAGUUUGAACGAGGAGAUGAUUAACGCUGCGUGCGUCUCCAGGUGAGGGAAAAGCCGGCGACGGCUGGGAUUGACACUUCAGAGACGGCCUCAUCCAUACGUUUCAAGUAUUUGCUGAGAAUUCCUCUGCAUGAUUUCCCUGACAAAUGGGGAAGAAAUCGGAUGAAACUGUCUCCUGUAUUGUGGGUGUUGUGUUAUUCUCAUUAAUUUUUCCCAGCAUGCUAAAGAGCAGUGCAACUAGACCAGACAGCCAUUUACUAGAACUUCAUAAUUAGUCUUUUUGCAGCUUGUAACGUACACUCUUAACAAAUGAGAGGCUUUUUUUUUUUUUUCUCGAUGUGUUAAUCAUGACAUAAUUUAAAUCCUCACAGUGAUUAUGAAACGUGUUCAGAAUUGAAUUGUAAUUGUGGUGUUUUGUGUUUGCUUUUAAAACAACAAAAGUCUUUCUUAAUAUUAUGAGAAUUAAGGGAAGAUUUAAUUUUAUUUAAAGUGUGUGCUCUUCAGUCAUAGUCGGACCAAACCAGAUUCUGUGUGGAGGAGAGCAUAAUCACAAACUGUAACAGUCUCCUCGACCUUUUUUUUAUUCACAUGGGAGAUGCACGUAAUACUGUAGCUUUCAUACCGGUAGGGAGUUUUGUAUGGAAAGUUAUAGUUGUAUGAAUUUUGAAACUCUCUUGUGCCAAUGCUAGCUGUCUUUCAGGGAAAGCCUAAAUUCAUUUUGCAGUUAAAUAUACGUGUACACAAUACUUGUUAAUUUGGCAAAUAAAAUUGUGGUUUUUUUGCCUCUGUAA